Molecule: messenger RNA, 1370 nt
Organism: Tachyglossus aculeatus (Australian echidna)
Lineage: Eukaryota; Metazoa; Chordata; Mammalia; Monotremata; Tachyglossidae
Gene: PIM2
Product: Pim-2 proto-oncogene, serine/threonine kinase
Exons: 7
Coding region: 134-1120 (328 amino acids)
Biological process (GO): regulation of mitotic cell cycle; protein autophosphorylation; negative regulation of apoptotic process
Cellular component (GO): cytoplasm
Molecular function (GO): protein serine/threonine kinase activity; ATP binding
Source: RefSeq, a predicted model, not a curated record
GGUUUUUCUGUCCGUCCUCCCUCCGGCCGCUCCCGGGCUGACGGCCCCGGUCCGCUCGGCCUCCCAGGGAGGCGCCUCCGCGGCGCGGGUGGAAGCCCCGGCCCUCCCCGGGCCCGCCGGACCCUUGGGCGACAUGCUCACCAAGACCCUCGGAGCCCUCUUCGCCACGCCCGGGAAGGACAAGGAGGCUUUCGAGGCCGUGUACCAGCUGGGCAGCCUGUUGGGCAAGGGCGGCUUCGGCACCGUCUUCUCCGGGCACCGCAUCGCCGAUGGGCUCCAGGUGGCCAUCAAGCUGAUCCCCCGGAACCGCGUGCUGGGGUGGGCCCCUCUGCCGGACUCCCCCCCGUGCCCGCUGGAGGUGGCACUUCUGCGCAAGGUGGGAGCGGGGGGCGGGCACCGGGGCGUGAUCCGCCUGCUGGACUGGUACGAGACCCCCGAGAGCUUCCUCCUGGUGUUGGAGCGGCCCGAGCCGGGCCAGGAUCUGUUCGACUACAUCACCGAGCGGGGCCCGCUGGGCGAGGGCCGCUGCCGCCACUUCUUCCGGCAGGUGGUGGCGGCCGUGCGGCACUGCCACAGCCGGGGCGUCGUGCACCGGGACAUCAAGGACGAGAACAUCCUCGUGGACCUGCGCCGGGGGGAGGUCAAGCUCAUCGACUUCGGCUCCGGCGCCCUGCUCCGCGACGAGCCCUACACCGACUUCGACGGCACGAGGGUGUACAGCCCGCCCGAGUGGAUCGCCAGGCAGCAGUACCACGCUCUCCCGGCCACCGUGUGGUCCCUGGGCAUCCUGCUGUACGAUAUGGCCUGUGGGGACAUCCCCUUCGAGAGGGACGAGGAGAUCCUGGGUGCUCAGCUCCACUUCCGAGACCACGUGUCCCUGGGCUGUCAGGCCCUGAUCCGCUGCUGCCUGACGCCGGACCCGGCCGAACGCCCCACCCUGGAGCAGAUACUUCUGGACCCCUGGUUGCAAGAGCCUGGAAGAGAGUUCAAGGAAAGGAAGCGAAUUGGAAGCUGGCCACAUCCCUGGCUACGGUUUUCGGCUCAGGGGAAGUUGGAGGUAUCAGCCCCGAGAACUGGGGCCGUUGGGGAUGGGGGCGGCGGGAAGGGAAUAGCUUAUUGAGGUCCAAGAUGCCCUCCGUGCCCUAACUCCGCUCCCCUCCCCACCCUCAAACUCCACACCCCAAUGAAUUCCGGCGUCAGGCCGGGAUUGUGUUUGAUUCAUCUUAUGUGUAAAUACUUGUGUAUUGCCAUGAGCCGGACUGGGGCCUACGCUCUCCCACUGGCCCUGGGCUAGUCCUUGCCCGGGCUCACUCGACUAUUUAAACUAGCACAAAGAGAGGGUCUAUUUAAUAAAAUGGUAUUGAGCCUGA